CUCUAAGGAGGGAAAACUGAAUUUCUCUGCCCAGAGUGUGAUAAGGGACAGCCCUGUCAUGGCAUGACCAAGAACUUCUGCCUCAGAUCAUCAGAGACCCCUGGAAAAGCCAAACUCCAGCACGGCACAUUAGAACACAAGGAGGAGAAUGGACUCAAACUCCUCAUUGGAGUGGCCUCACUUGGAUUUGCUGGAUUACAACAGGACGUACAAGUACCUUUACCUGGAAGGAAAUGUCUCCUACGUGGACUUCUACCUCCACCAGCCUUGGGUGGCUGCUGUCUUCAUCACCUCCUACCUGCUCAUCUUCCUCCUGUGCGUGGUGGGCAACGGGGGGGUUUGUUUCAUCGUGCUGUGGAGCAGGCACAUGCGCACGGUCACCAACCUGUUCAUCCUGAACCUGGCCGUCAGUGACUUGCUGGUGGGGCUCUUCUGCAUGCCCACCACCCUCCUGGACAACAUCAUUGCAGGGUGGCCCUUUGGGAGCCUGGUGUGCAAGAUGAGCGGGAUGGUCCAAGGCAUCUCUGUUUCUGCCUCUGUCUUCACCCUGGUUGCUAUUGCCGUGGACAGGUUCCGGUGCAUCGUGCACCCCUUCAAGCCGAAGCUGACCGUCCCCACCGCUGUGGCCGCCAUCGCGGUGAUCUGGGCGCUGGCCGUGGCCAUCAUGUGUCCCUCGGCGGCGCUGCUGCGGCUGCGGCAGGAGAAGCGCUUCCAGCUGCUCCUGGGCACGGGCAACGCCACCCGCCCGGUGUUCUGGUGCCGGGAGGAGUGGCCCGAGCCGGCCAUGAGGAAGGCCUACACCACAGUGCUCUUUGCCAACAUCUACCUGGCUCCGCUGGCGCUCAUCGCGCUCAUGUACGCCCGGAUCGGCGUUUCCCUGUGCCACGCCGCCAUGCCCGGGCCGGGGAAGCGCGGCCGGGAGCAGCGGCGCGGAGCGUGGAGGAGGAAGCGGAAAGCCAUCAACAUGCUGGUCCUCGUCACCCUGCUCUUCGCCCUGUCCUGGCUUCCCCUGUGGAGCCUGAUGCUGCUGUCGGACUACGGCAGCCUGUCGGACGUGCAGCUGCGGCUGAUCAAUGUGUACAUCUAUCCCCUGGCUCACUGGCUGGCCUUCUCCAACAGCAGCGUCAACCCCAUCAUCUACGGCUUCUGCAACCGGAGCUUCCGCCGCGGCUUCCAGGCCGCGCUCCGGCUCCAGCUCUGCUCCAGGCCCGCCUCGGCCCAGCCAGCCCCGGGCCAGGCCGCCCUGCCCGCUGCCCCCUGCCCGCCGGCCCAGGAUCUCCCUCCCCACACAGCCAAGGCAGGAAACUGGGUUAAUAAGCAGCAGGAUUUGCUCAUGGAGGAGCUCGAAGAGAAUGGGAUGGAGUGA
Molecule: messenger RNA, 1366 nt
Organism: Melozone crissalis (California towhee)
Lineage: Eukaryota; Metazoa; Chordata; Aves; Passeriformes; Passerellidae
Product: neuropeptide FF receptor 2-like
Exons: 5
Coding region: 149-1366 (405 amino acids)
Biological process (GO): regulation of adenylate cyclase activity; regulation of cAMP-dependent protein kinase activity; regulation of MAPK cascade
Cellular component (GO): membrane
Molecular function (GO): neuropeptide receptor activity; peptide binding; opioid receptor binding
Source: RefSeq, a predicted model, not a curated record